CACCACACACACACACACACACACACACGUUGGUUACAAAAUUAUUUCUGAAAUUACUUGUACAGAUGCUGGAAUAGAAAACCUUUUCUCUAAACUUCAAGUUGUAUUGAUUAAUAAUUGAUUUUUUAUUAUUACAAACGUCUGUGACAAAUUAUGCGCGAGUAGCCUCGGAAUUCCAACACACCAACGGACGGAUCAAAGUAUGUUACACGAGUAUUUCAACAAGAAAUCACGAUGAGAUGCAGUCCCAUAUAGCAGCUCAGUCUUCAGCCUCUUGCACAUUGCUAGCUGUGACGUUAGGACAAACUGUUAACGCGCGUUAAAACAAGUCCCUGUUUUGGCUGCAUGUUUUCUAGAUUCCCUCUUCAUGUCUGGAUACCGCAGCUAUAGGCCACCGCGUGGUCGCCAUACUCGAUCGACGAGACAACAGCACAAUAGCAGAAACAGAAAUCAGAACGGAGGCAACGACGUUGACACACGCAACGACGAGACAUUUGGACCUCACGCAAACACGUCGGCUGAUGACGCUGACUGGGAAGAAACACACCGAAAAUUUGCCGAGAUGGACCUAAAGUCACGUGGUGUCACUAAACCUUAUGUAGAUGAAAACAGUCAAGAUGAUGGUCUAGAUUUGGAAAGGACACUGAACAAGCUUGUUGAUGAUGAGGAUGAGACGUCGACGUGGUUGAAUUCUGAUAGGACGGGUGAUACACGUGUGCAUCAGAUUGAGAGCCCAAUGAGACCGCAUGAUGUGUCAGGUUCUGUUUCAUCGGCUGGCGACAUGAUCGCUGGUUUACAGGCUAUGGGAGUGAUGGGAUUUGGUCAGAAUGUUGAUCUGCAGCAGUCGCUUUUUCAGCAAGGGCAAUCGGGUGGUCAAGGCUCGAGCAGUUUGGUGUUACCACCAGGGUUGCCGGGGAAGGUCUUGACUGUUGAAGAAUUAGAGGAAAAAUUAACAUCGACCUCGGAAGAGAAGGCAGAUGCUGCCGGUCAGUGGAAUGAUCUUGCUCGGAUGUUUGCUCCGACGACGAGUCAACAAAUGUGUUUGUCGGUCGGUCAACAAAGUUUACCGCUUCCGCCUGUCAGUCAACAGAAACGUUUAGAUGCUGACCAGUCAGAUGAUCUUGCUCAGAUUUUGGUUCCGGUAACAAGUCAGCAAAUUUCUACAUCUAUCGGACAACAAAGCUUUCCGCUUGGACUACCACCUCCAGUAGUCGGUCAACAGAGACCAUUGGAUGUUGGCCAGCAGUCGUCUCCUAUAAUGAUGAAUCAGAGCUUGCCUCCUUCACAAGAAGGCAUUUCUUCAUCUCUUAGGUUUCAGCUGCCUGCUGCUCAUAUGUCAGCUCUUGGUCAGCAAGUUCCUCAGAUACCAUUUCCAUUGAGAGGUCCAUUAUUACUGCCUCAGAUACCAAAUCCCCGGAUGCCCUUUCCAGGACAGAUGCCACCCGGAUUGUUGCCUCAGAUGGCACAGCAGUUUAUGCAAUUAACGCAAGAUCCGAGGUUUUCUGCUGGAGUAUUAAGGACACUGCCUUCUCAUCUUCCUUACGUACAUACAGGCGUUCUCCCAGCUUUUUCUGUGACACGAAUGCCAGGGAUGCCUUUGCUGCAAUAUAGGGGCCCUGUACCAAAUCUAGUGCAAGAGCCGAUACUAGUUGGACAGCCUGGAUCACAAAGUCCAAUUAUGGGAGGUGGACGUUCGCACUUUCGUGAUCUACAUCCUAAUGAACUUGAAUAUUCAACUUCAACUGCAGAGGAUCCGUAUGCUGGACUAAUGACACGAAAGGAAAAAGAUUAUAUUAUCAAGAUUCAGAUGAUGCAGUUACAGAGUCAAAACCCGUUUACUGAUGAUUAUUAUUAUCAAAUGAUAACAAUGAAGCGCAAGGAGGAGGAAAUGCGACAGAAAGCCAAAGAAAGGGGCACAGAUUCUGAUGACGAAGAACGAGACAAAGAAAACACCAAAAUUAUUAUUCCAAAUGUGACAGUUGAAACACGAGAAUAUAAACCACCAGUCGACAGCGAAGGUUCUCUUGGAAAGAUAACAGUUGGUUCUAUCACGAGUCCACGAAAGACAUUAGACGUUUGUCCUGUUUCUAGUUCUCAAACGACGAAGCUCGAUGCUCAUCCUUCUGUGAGAAGGAAAUUGCUGAUUACCAUUGAAAACCUUUAUCAACUACUGCUCGAAAUAGAUGAGCUAGAGAGAAGGGCUCAGGCAUUACCAGACGACGAUGCAAGCAAGCUGGAACGAAAUGCAUCCGAGAACAGAGAGAAAAUUUUGGCUCUGAUCGGAAUAGACGGUUUAGACGAAAGUGGUUGCUAUGUCAACGAUAUCAACUUUAUUCACUUGAUGUCGAUACGAAAGGGAAGGACAUUGAUUGGUCGACUGCUUCACGUUUUGUCACAACAACACGGACAGAUGCUGCUUAUCAAAGUGUUCUCACACGUUGCUCAUAUUCUCAAACGAGAUCUACAAGACGUGCCGAGUUCGUUGGCGACUGCGAGUGAUUCGGUUACAGCGGCAAUUCGGUUGUCUUCCUCCAUGCAAGUUGUUGUAUAUGUUAUCUCGUGUCUUGCUGCUUCUGAAGACGUCGUCUGUGACUUUACUGCACAUGUUGUUGAUGCGUGUGUGUCUCGAGCAUCGGAGUUGCUCUUUGAAGAUUCUUCGAAUGUAGACAUGUGGUCGACAUGUUGUACCCAUUUCUGUAAUCAAGCCGGUGCUUUGAUUGUGAGCAUGCCGGUUAACGACUCGAGCAGAUUGCUGGCACGUGUGUUGAUCAGUCAUCCAUAUGUUCCGAUCAAGUGGCAGACUGCAUUUCGUCAAUUGUCUAACGCUAGCUGAUAAAUUUUGGUGCAAUAAUUAAGCGUUAUCGAGCAUGACUGAUCGCUUUCUACUUGCUUGAUUGUUUGUUGGGUUGAUAUGUCGUUGACAUAAAAGUUCCUUUGUAUCGUUG
Corticium candelabrum is the source of this 2945-nucleotide messenger RNA. RefSeq names its product protein PAT1 homolog 1-like. Bases 368 to 2833 code for a protein of 821 amino acids. The record is from RefSeq and is a predicted model, not a curated record. Gene Ontology annotation, biological process: deadenylation-dependent decapping of nuclear-transcribed mRNA; P-body assembly. Lineage: Eukaryota; Metazoa; Porifera; Homoscleromorpha; Homosclerophorida; Plakinidae. Gene Ontology annotation, molecular function: RNA binding. Gene Ontology annotation, cellular component: P-body. The transcript has a single exon.